AUUGGGUUGUGUUGCUUUUUGAUGUUGGGAGCCAUGUUGAAAAACAAACCCUAGUCAGAGAUUCUUUUGAAAAAAAUUCCGUUCUCAGAAGGGUCAUUGAAUGUCUCUAUUUUGGGGAGAUGGAUGCAUCAGUCCAUUGACCCAUUACUUAAAGGAAGCAUCCAGUUAUUUGUUUAAUUUCCUUAUUCCUGUUAAAAUGUGUAUGAGCGUAGAAAGCUGAGGUUUGAUCAAUGCACCCAUUGGUAAGGCAUCUCAUUUGAUUAAAAAAAUUCCACAGCAUUUGACCUUUUUGUUUUUUGAAGGCAGUUGGAGACUUUGACGUUAGACUUUGACUAUUUCCACAAAGGCAAUGAAUUUUGGCUAAAACCGUUAUCACAAUUAAGCUCAGAAUAUUGGCGUUUCACAGGCCUUGGUCUUCGGUCUAGAGGGAGGGAGAGGCCACAGAUGACUGCCUAGUGUGUGUGUGUGUGUGUGUGUGUGUGUGUAUUGGCAACAGUAGUCCACAACAUGGGCUCUCAUCUUGAAAAAGGAGAAGCCUCAGCUGUUUGCGGCAUCCAUUGAGAAAUGCUAAAGCCAACUUCCUCUAUCUGCCCUUCAUUCACUGUCACAUUACUGUAUUGGCUCCAUUCAUGUGGCCUUCUUCCUCUGUAAAGCAUAUGAAACUGAUUUGGACUUAAUCUAAUCAGGUUUUAUUGCCCCGCCAUUUUAGUAACUCAGGUUUAUUUUUUUUAUUUAACUAGGCAAGUCAGUUAAGAACAAAUUCUUAUUUAAAAUGACGGCCUACACCGGCCAAACCCGGACGACACUGGGCCAAUUGUGCGCCGCCCUAUGGGACUCCCAAUCACGGCCGGUUGUGAUACAGCCUGGAAUCGAACCAGGGUGUCUGUAGUGACCCCUUUAGCACUGAGAUGCAGUGCCUUAGACCGCUGCGCCACUCGGGAGUUGAGGUGUAAUGAAGUUGUUCUCAAGUGAUUCUCAGCUGUGCUGGUUACUGCAAUGAAUGGUGACACUAUCCAUCAGGCGACAACCACAGCUUCCGUUGCAGCACCGUGUGGCUGGAGGGAAUUCUGCGAGUUGCAUGCCAUAGCCACGGCCCGGAAACUAGCCAACCACUACCGUAACUUUGCCAGGGAGCGGCCAGAGCAUGAUGUCAUCCCACCGGACAGCUUCUCCAAGCAGUUCAGCGAGCUGUUCCAGCAGCACUUCCACAGCGAGGUGGCCGAAAAGAUCCCUGCAUCGGCCCCUUCGCCCAUGAUGGGCCAGCUCCACAUCACCUCCUCUGGGGUGCUGGACUACCGGGAGGCGGGCCAGCCUGGCGCCCCGGCCCUGUUCACCGUGCUGGACCCAAAGCCGAAGCACGUGGUGGUGGAGCAGCCCCUCCAGUGCUCAUCAGCCAGCCUGGGGGUGAGAGCUCGAGCUCCCGUCCGGAGCCACAGCCAGGAGGAGGUGUCUGUGUCGGAGCGGCGGCCUGUGUCUGAAUGGUACACCCCCACCUCACCCUCCUCCGCUGCUGCUGAUGUCACACACUUCUCUGUCAGCCAGAUUAGGCAGAGCGUGCGCUGUCUUCUUAAGGAGCCCCUGCCGCCACCUCAGGACCUGCUGUUGAGCGGGUCGGGGGACAGGGGAACAGGAGGGACACUGGACGAAGUGACGGCCUUAUCGUUGUCAGCGCUGACUGUGAACCCCUCCCCCGAGACCACUGCCUCUGCCUCGUCCAUGGCGGCCCACCUCCUAGACCGUCUGGCCAGCAGGUUUGGCAGUAGGCAGAGUGUGAAGCGCGGGCCACAGGCUGCGGGCAGCUGCAAAGAGGGGCAGCUGAGGUACCUGGUGGUUGACGACACUAUCUCGGACACGCAGCAUCGCUGGGAGCGCUGCCGCCUACUGGUGAGGAAGAUCAGAGACGGCCUAGCAGGAGAGAGGUUCCAGCUGGAGCUCUAUGACCCCCCCAAGGGCUCUUGUCCCAAACUGACAGUUCAUUGCGCAGACAUCCUGGAGAUCCGCCGCUGCAACCGCCUGGAGAUGCCCGACAACAUGAACACGUUUGUUUUAAAGGUUAAUCACUAUCCAGGUAGUCUCAUAUUUGAGACGGAAAGUAACCAGCAAGUCAGCUCCUGGACAACAGAAAUGAAAGAAUGUAUCAACAGGUCUGGCAGUGUGGAUUUGGAGCUCCUAACCUACCCUGUGGACAAUGCUGCGAUGGCCAACCGGAGAGGGAACUCCGAGUCAGGGAGUCAGGGAUCUGCGACCUUUGCCCCCUCGGAGCAGGUGUACCAUAAGACUGACCACUUCCUGUGUUCAUACCCCUGGUUCCACGGGCCCAUCUCGCGGGUCAAGGCGGCCCACCUGGUCCAGAACUUGGGCCUGGAGGGCCACGGAGUGUUCCUAGUGAGGCAGAGUGAGACUCGCCGCGGAGACUACGUCCUCACCUUCAACUACCAGAGCAAGGCCAAGCACCUGCGUCUGUCUCUAACAGAGUGGGGUCAGUGUAGGGUGCAGCACCUGCGCUUCCCAUCCGUCAUGGACAUGCUCAGUCACUUUCGCCUCUACCCCAUACCCCUGGAGUGUGGCGCUGCCUGUGACGUCACCCUCUCAAGCUUCGUGGUGGCCAACUCCCAAGGUCAGAUUUCAGCGGCUGUUCUGGUUCCCUUCUCCCUGAACUGCUGGAGCUCCGAGCCCAGCUUGGCCCACUGCAGCCCAGCCACCUGCCCCAGCCUGCUCCCCUCAGCAGGCCCCUCUCCAGGCCCCCUGCCCCAGCCCGGACACCCUCAUCUAUACACCGCACCCCUCCCAGACCUCCCCACCUCGGGUCCCCUGCGUCGGAGUGAGUCGGUGGGCCGCAGACCCCUACUGCGUCACCCCAACCCCCACCCACCCUUUACUCAGCGAGACUCCGACUACGAACUGGAGCCAGACAGGGGCCGCAAGCGGGCCAUCGACAACCAGUACAUGUUCCUCUGACCGGCCGACUCCCUUUCUCCCUGUCACAGCCGGCCCAGAGGUCACCGCAAAACUCCAAGCAAGUGCCAGAUGGACUCAUGAGUGAACGUGUAUGCCCAAGUUGAGGUCUGUUUCGUGGUGGGGGUGACAGAGUUCAUUAUGAAUGUAUUUUUAGGAAAGUGUUUAAUAUUGUUAUUUGAUAUGAUUAUUCUCAUUUUAUGAAGCGGAUGUCGUUUAAAGGGAUGUUGCUACAUGGGAGUGAGUGGCGCUGAUGUGGAAGGUCUUCCCUCAGGCAGGGGAGGGGGGCACCCUCACUGCCUCUCCCUCCCCCUUUAAUAGGGGUCUGUUUAAGGGCCCUGAAGCGUUAGGCAACACUCCCUCCCCUCCACACACACUCCAUUUUAUAGUGUAUUCUAAUGAUACCCUGUGUAUUUGAAAUGCACACAUUCUGUACACAGUGUACUUUUAAAACUGUGUAUUUUAAUUCGCUGACUAUUUUUGUUGGAAAAUCGAAGGUGUUGAAAAAGGAACCCAACAAACUGUGUGGAGACUUCCACGUAGGUUUGGUCCAGUCUCACUGUUGGGGUAUGUAUUGACGUUAAACCUCCCGAGACGGGACUGAACAAGGGAGUUAACCCCAUAAAGAAAGAGGUCGGGAGGGGACACACCCUAUUCCAGAGUCCCUGUUCCCCUCCACAGCCUCGACUCUCAAGCCCUGUGCACAACUCUUGUAUAACACAUUUCACACAAUGUUCGUGAUACAACAGUUUGUCUGCCCAAAAAUGUUUACACAACCAUUGUGUAAAACUCUGUUGUAUCACAAGCAUUGUACCUGUAUUGUACAACUUGAAUGUGUAUGGGGCAAAUAUUAGCAUGUUAAUUUCCUGUUAGCAUUAAACAGAAGAGUCCUUACCUUCAUAGCAUUAACUUCUUUCAUCUUAACAUUGUUCUCUCCAUUGCUACGACUCAAGGACAAAGCUGGACCUUCCUGAAGGCAUUUGUUUUUUGCUAGUUAAAUGUUUCCAAAUGCUACAUUUGAAUGUUUGGCUUCUUAAUCAGUGAGCUCUUGAAAGAGACACAUUUCACCAAAGAAAAUGUGAGGAAAAGACUGCACUCCCUUGCUUUUACUAAGAACCCUUGUGUGCAUGGCCCCUUAACACAUUUUAUGUAAGCAACCGUCUGGUGUAAAAAAAAAAUUGUUUAUUAAUUAAACGUUCUUCUUUAACAUACCAGUACCCGUCACUUUUCUGUAUGUACAUCUUCUUUCCCUUGCCUAACACUAACAGUGAAACCUUAAUCAGGAGUUGUGCAGCUUACCCUCUAGAUGUCCUACAGUAUUUAUGGUCAUGUUUAUUUCUUAACAUAGAAGGGCUUUCUGUUUUUAAGAAAUGCAAAGGCAGGUUGAUUUCCUUUUUAAAUGAUCAGGACAUCAACUUGCCAUGAAAGGAGAUGUCUUUUCAUUGCAUGACCCAACUGAAAAUCUAUCAAUGGUUUUUAAUCAGAUACCUUUCAAUAUCGAAACUGACAUUGUCAAAUGUUUAGGUGGGGAAAAAAGGUUAGACAAUUGCAGACAAGUAUGGUUUGUUUCCUGUGCUUAAAUUGAAACUAAUCCCAAACCAACGUGUUCUGCAAAAGGAAAGCAACGGUAUCAUUGACUUAUCAGUCCCUUUGACCUGUAGCCAGAAAGACUGCCUUGCCUGAAAACUGCUGUUGCUUUACCCCUUUGAAUCUCAGGGCGUGAUGUGUUUGAACUUAGUGCAAUAACUGAGAUAUUUCCAAUAAUUUAGCCUAUGGCACAUUGAACGCUUUAUAUUAUAGCUUAACCUAUACAUUGUCUUUGCACUCAAUCAUAUUGGCAAAACACAAAUCACACCAAGAGUUCUGGCAAGCUUAGUGCAUUCCACUACUGUAGACUGGUGUUGCUCACUCUUCAACACCUGUCUGUCUGCACAUAUCAGGUUAGUUUUAUACUCCAAAUGGCCCCAAUGUACCUCAGGCCUAUGUAUUAGAACAUUUGCUUACAUGCAUUUAUUUUGCCCGGUCAGUCAAGCCUUGUGACAUUGUUCAAGUUCAACUGAUUUAAUGUCUUCUCAAUACUGUUGAUGUAUCUGUUAUGUAUUAGCACUAAACAUACCAUUCUCCCCAAGCUAAUUAAACCACACCAAAGCUUCUGUCAAUCUUUGAUCAAUUGUUACAUUACCCUCAGUUAAGCAUUCUAAAUUAUAUCUCAACUGUAUAUUUGACUUUUUGUAAUAUAAAGCUAACCAAAAAAUGUACCUACAA
Salmo salar (Atlantic salmon) is the source of this 5220-nucleotide messenger RNA. Its product is annotated as SH2B adapter protein 3. Gene Ontology annotation, biological process: intracellular signal transduction. Gene Ontology annotation, molecular function: transmembrane receptor protein tyrosine kinase adaptor activity. The record is from RefSeq and is a predicted model, not a curated record. NCBI's taxonomy places the organism in Eukaryota, Metazoa, Chordata, Actinopteri, Salmoniformes, Salmonidae. Gene Ontology annotation, cellular component: plasma membrane.